Messenger RNA from Emys orbicularis (European pond turtle), 2477 nucleotides. It is a transcript of the gene DUS4L, whose product is annotated as dihydrouridine synthase 4 like. Gene Ontology annotation, cellular component: endoplasmic reticulum; endoplasmic reticulum membrane. Lineage: Eukaryota; Metazoa; Chordata; Testudines; Emydidae. The transcript has 12 exons. The record is from RefSeq and is a predicted model, not a curated record. The coding region runs from base 1 to 1446 and encodes 481 amino acids. Gene Ontology annotation, molecular function: flavin adenine dinucleotide binding; tRNA dihydrouridine synthase activity. Gene Ontology annotation, biological process: endoplasmic reticulum to Golgi vesicle-mediated transport; intracellular protein transport; tRNA processing.
AUGAUUAGUGACGCCAUAGAAACCACACAAUGUCAACGAAAGGAUCCAGUAGAUUUGUUUCAUUCUGGGCACUUUGUAAAAAUAUGUGCCCCUAUGGUCCGAUAUUCAAAGUUGGCUUUCAGAACUUUGGUCAGGAAAUACAACUGUGAUUUGUGUUAUACACCAAUGAUAAUUGCUGCUGAUUUUGUCAGAUCUGUGAAAGCUAGAGACAGUGAAUUCACAACAAGCAAAGGUGAUCGCCCACUGAUUGUUCAGUUUGCUGCUAAUGAAGCACAGGUUUUAUCUGAUGCUGCCCGUAUCGUCUGUCCUUUUGCAGAUGGAAUAGACCUAAAUUGUGGCUGUCCUCAGAGAUGGGCAAUGGCGGAAGGUUAUGGUGCUUGUUUAAUAAAUAAACCAGAGCUGGUUCAAGAUAUGGUGAGACACGUAAGAAAUCAAGUAGAGAACCCCAGAUUUUCAGUAUCUAUUAAGAUAAGAAUCCAUGAUGAUCUAAAGAGAACUGUAGAUCUCUGUCGAAAAGCUGAAGCAACUGGAGUUUCCUGGAUUACAGUUCAUGGGAGAAAUGUAGAAGAACGACAUCAGCCAGUACACUAUGAUGCAAUUAAAAUAAUUAAACAAAAUAUGUCUAUACCUAUUGUAGCUAAUGGAGACGUUAAAACUUUAAAAGAUGCUGAGAAUAUUCAUCAUAUGACGGGGACAGAUGGUAAGAACUCAAAGAUGACUUUUCAGUGGACAGCAGUUGCAACCUUUCUGUAUACUGAAAUAGGAGUGAUUUUACUGCUCUGUGUACCGUUUAUUUCUCCACUAAGAUGGCAGAAGAUCUUUAUGAUUCCACUAUGGAAUAAAAUAGCAAAUUAUUGGAAUAAGGCAUUCCUAACAAUAAUCGUUCUACUGAUUGUUUUGUUUCUUGAUGCUAUUAGAGAAGUGAAGAAAUACUCAACUGCACAAGGGACUGAAAAGGCUGCAAAUAUCAACCCCAAUGCCUAUGAUCAUAUUCAGAUGAAACUUUUUAGGUCACAAAGAAACCUUUACAUCUCAGGAUUCUCCCUGUUUCUCUGGCUUGUACUGAGACGUACUGUCACCCUUAUUACUCAGUUGGCCAAAGAGAUGGGAAUUCAGGUAGCUAUGGAAAUUCGAGUAGCAAAUACUAAUGAAGCUGCCAGAAAAUACAUGGAGGAGAAUGAAAAGUUGCAACAGGCGUUGAAUGAAAAAGGGAAGUGUGAAAAUGAACAGGCUCUAGAAGAAGACAAUAAAAAACUGAGGAAAGAAACAGAAAAACUGAAAGCGGAAUUAAAGAAAACUUCGAAUGCUCUUUCCAAGGCAACAAAUGAAGUGACUGCAAUUAAAAAGCAAUCGGAAGGCCUUAAAAGAGAAUAUGAUCGCCUUAUGAAAGAACAUGAACGGCUGCAGGACCUCCUAGAUGAAGAGGAGGACAAGAAAGACCAGUAGAAGGAAUUCAGGAAAGACUACUUUGAUAUAACUGCAUCAGUGUGAAGUCUCUUGUUCUUUUCUUUAGCCUCCUGAAGUAGAUGACACAAGGUUUGAUUUUCUUAAGAAAAUCAAAUGCACUGUAGUUCACUACUCAGAUUCUACUUAUAGCUCUUGGUUGCCAAAUAUAUUCUGUGUUGCAAUGAGAAUACAAAGUGAUAUAUGGGAUAUGCCUUGAAGUUUAUAUUUCAGUUCUUGUGAGGGGAAAAAUGUAAGCAUAUAAAUGGAAAUUUUCCAUCUGCACUAACAACUCAGAUGAUCUCUAUCCGUUUGCUCUCAAAAAUGGUAAAAGAUCAUGCACAAUAACACCAAUUGCUUGUUACAUUUGACUGGUUUUGUAAAUCACACCAAACCAUGAAAACAUGGUGACUUUAACCCCUUUUUGCCAGUGACUAUCAGGAGUCCUAUGAAAUUUGAUUACUUAUGGGUUAAAUAAGACUAAAUAUUUUUCCUUUUCCAUUCUACUUGUGUAGAAGGAUUUGAUUGACAAUCAGUUUAAAAAAACAAAAAAAACAAAAAAAAAAGGUAGAUUUCUAAAUCCACCUUACACUAAUUUGUUUUUUCCCAUUGUGCCACACAGAUGGGUGUGUUUCACAAUUAUCCAUUUUGCAUGCCUUUGGGUUAUUCUUUUGGAGUACUUCAGAAUUUUUUGUCAUAAAAAAUAGUAUUGGUGGAGUUUUUAUUAUUCCCUGAUUCAUUUGUACAAGGAUUUAAAUCUAUUGUUUACUUUGUGUGUGUGCCACUGAGUUUUCUUGCUUUGGAAAGUGUAAAAUUCUUUGAAGAAUGUUCAUGUAUAAUUUACUUAUACUGAUGAAAAGCAAUUCAUGGUUAAGGAGUAAUUAUACAAUACCUCAAAAUAAAUAUACAUUGUUUUUACAUUAUCUGUUUUUUGCAUCUGACAGCUAAAUUCUGAGUAAUUUUGCAUUAGUGAUUCAAAUUUUGUACUUAGAAGUUGGAUAUGAUUGUUAUAUUAAAGGGGUUGUUUAAGCUUA